Carassius gibelio (silver crucian carp) is the source of this 2244-nucleotide messenger RNA. It is a transcript of the gene drd6b, whose product is annotated as dopamine receptor D6b. Gene Ontology annotation, cellular component: membrane. The coding region runs from base 86 to 1396 and encodes 436 amino acids. The transcript has a single exon. Lineage: Eukaryota; Metazoa; Chordata; Actinopteri; Cypriniformes; Cyprinidae. Gene Ontology annotation, molecular function: G protein-coupled receptor activity. Gene Ontology annotation, biological process: adenylate cyclase-activating adrenergic receptor signaling pathway. The record is from RefSeq and is a predicted model, not a curated record.
AGAGCAUCCCUGGAAAACGGUGGAACUGGUGACUUGAGGAGCCAAUUUAAUAUGACCUGUCUGGUGUGGGUCCAGAGGAAGCCCCAUGGAGAGCGAUGGUGCUGAAGGGGACAGCUCCGGUGUGGGUGUCCGCGCGCUGACGGGCUGCGCUCUCUGCGCGCUCAUCCUCUCCACGCUGCUGGGGAACACGCUCGUGUGCGCCGCCGUCAUCAAAUUCAGACACCUCCGAUCCAAAGUCACCCAUUUCUUCGUCAUAUCCCUCGCGGUUUCCGAUCUCUUCGUGGCUGUUCUGGUCAUGCCGUGGAAAGCAGUCUCUGAGGUGGCCGGCUGCUGGCUCUUCGGGAGCUUUUGUGACACUUGGAUAGCUUUUGAUAUCAUGUGCUCAACGGCUUCUAUUCUCAACUUGUGCAUCAUCAGUUUGGACAGAUACUGGGCCAUCUCAAGCCCCUUUCGUUACGAGCGCAAAAUGACCCAGAGGAUGGCGUUUAUAAUGAUCGGGAUGGCGUGGACACUUUCCGUCCUGAUCUCUUUCAUUCCGGUCAGACUGAACUGGCACAGGGCUGAGGAUCACAGCGCGCCCUUGAACCUCACCGUGAGCUCGGAGGACUGCACGGCGACUUUAAACAGGACUUAUGCUAUUGCAUCUUCACUAAUAAGCUUUUACAUCCCUGUUAUAAUCAUGAUAGGAACAUAUACGCGGAUCUACCGGAUCGCGCAAACGCAGAUCCGCAGGAUCUCCACUUUGGAGAGGGCGGCUGGGCACAUGCACGAAACCUGCGCGAGCGAGCAGUCGCUGAAAACCACGUUUAAGAAAGAAACCAAGGUGUUAAAAACGCUUUCCAUCAUCAUGGGGGUGUUCGUGUUCUGCUGGCUGCCCUUUUUCGUCCUCAACUGCAUCGUGCCGUUCUGUGACCUGGACACUCUUGGAGACUCUCUGUGCGUGAGCAGCACCACUUUUAACAUCUUCGUUUGGUUCGGAUGGGCCAAUUCAUCGCUCAACCCGGUCAUCUACGCGUUCAACGCGGAUUUCCGCAAAGCCUUCACCACUAUUCUGGGUUGCAACCGGCUCUGCGCGUCUUCUGCGGUGGAGACGGUGAACUUCACCAACGAGCUGGUGUCCUACCAUCACGACACCACUCUGCUCCACAAGGACGCGCAGGGCGUUUCCAACCCGCAGUGCCUGGUUCUGGUCCCCGGUCAUCACGAGGAACACGUGGACUUACCUUUCGACAAGGUCUCGGUCGUGUCGGAUUCGUCUCGUAUCCAGCGGAGCGCGCUGCUGCCGGCCCUAGAGCAGCAGGAGAGAGAGAUGGAGAUUUCCCUGGACAUGAUGCCCUUCACCCCCGCAACACUGAGCGACUGCUGUGGGAUUCCAGGUCAAAUUGAGGAGUGUUGACCUCAUUUCAUUCAAUACGAACCUAUUAAUACCAUCAGAAUUAAUAGGCAUCCAUGACCUCAUUUUAUUUUCGUAUACCAUUCCAAAAAUACCUAGGUCCAAAUGUAAAAUGGAUGUAUUUGAAUGGCAUGUAAAAUUUGUAUUACAUUACAAUUAAAUAAGCAUAAAUCUGUUCAUUUAAAACAGCGUAAUUUAGUUUAAAAGACAUUUAAAAAGUAUAAGCAAAGCAAAAUUUGUUAAUUAGUCAAAUGAGACCGAAAUAAAUUAAAAAACGUACAGAUUUUUACAAUUGCCAUUUCUCAAACUCCUCACAAUAAUCUCCUUACCAGCUCUCAGCUUGGCAUCAAUAAAUGUAUCAUCCAAAAUGCACAAAAACUACAAAAAUCAUCUCAUGCACAUCUCAAAUCAAGUCAUUAACUCUAAAGCUUGUAAAACAACAGAAAGUUUUUUUCACUCAUAAAACAAUGACCUAAAAAACUAACAACAGGUAGCAUUAUACAACACAUUUACUUAAAACAGUUUUGUUUCUGGGUCAGUUUGUUCAAGUUAUAUGCUAAAAUGUGUGCAAAAUAAAAUUGUUAGCUGAUGGAAUAUGAAGACGCUCUCCAGUGAACUUCACCAUAGAAUCCAAUGAACAGAUGCAAAAUAUGCAAUGCAAAGCUUUGAAGAAAAGAAAAAAACUUCUCUUUUCUGGUAACUAUUUUCCUGCAUGCAGUUGUAAAAAUGUGUGCAUGUAUUUUUUUUGUGACUUAUUAACUCAAAACAUGACAUCUCCCCGAAUAAAUGUCAGAGGCUAUGCAAAUGAAAGGUCAGGUCAGUGGAUGGUGUGUGUUGUACAUUACAUGGAA